This is a messenger RNA of Paramecium primaurelia, 450 nucleotides long. The record is from the annotation of a GenBank genome assembly. Lineage: Eukaryota; Ciliophora; Oligohymenophorea; Peniculida; Parameciidae.
AUGUACUUAUACCUUAUUCUCAUGAAUUUUAUGAUACCCAAGUUUUAUUUGCAUAAUAAGUUGAAUUCUCUCUACAAAAUAAACAAAAUAUAAGUAAACAUAUUCAAACCUAGCAUUUAAAAUCUAGGUAAUGAUAAGUAUAAUAUUCAAAUGACUCAUCAAAAUGAAGUCUCUCAUGAUCAAGUCAUAGAUUUGGCUCUUCAAUUUAAGGUUCUUUAUUUAACCCCUAUAGAAAAACCUGUAUUUUAAAUUGAAUUUUGUAAUGAUUUAAUCCUCCCAGAACUAAAUUAACCUCUUAUAAAAAGCCAAGGUAGUAUUUAACUGUAAAUUCAAAUAGUUCUAUCUCCUGAUUAAGUGCUUAUAGCCUAAUAGUGUUCAAACUUUAAUGAUGCAAUUAUAAUAUCUCUUGGAACUUUAAUUUGUUUAUUGUUUAUUGGCAAACUAAUCUGA